AUGCUGAAGUUGGGCCGCUCUUGUCCACCCACUGUGGCCGACUACCAGUUUGAGUUUGGGACUAACUUAUCUGAUGUUGUCAAAACGCCUGUCAAGGCAAGCCAUCCUGUGUCUUCCUUGGCUAGGCUAGUUGGGGCUCUUACGGGCCUGGUCCGGCCAACUGGCGACUGCCGUGAUGCUCUGCUGGCCCAUAUUACAAGAUAUCAGGCACCACGACCCCCGUCUUGGCAAGCAACAACGACAACGAAACCUCCAGGGAUGCAAACCCCUGAUCGGCUUGCCUCUCAGAUUCACAGCCAGAAAAGCUACACCGGGCUAAGGUGGCGUGUGGUGGGGUCCGGGCUAAUAAGCAGACAGAACCAAAGACCAACUGCUUGGCAACUUGGCGACUUGGGAGACCCGACCAACGCUAAAAACGCUGGUCGUGGAGACAGACAGAAAGUGGUGUGCCAGGUAAAAGCGGCAGGUCGGCCCUCCCACGACCUCUUGGUGGCGAGUGGAAGCCCCCCAAAACGCCGAGCAUUUGCUCCCACUGCUCGAAUGGUGACCGGUGUGGCUCUGCGGCUCAGUGUGCUGACCUUGUACAACCAACAAGACAUUUUUAAACGGGGCGAGCCAGCCAAGCGAGCCAAGCGCAAAGGCCAUACUGGUACGAUAGAGCGUCUUGCAUUCUCCUCACGAGAGGCCGAGUCGAGGCAAAAAUUGUGGCGGCGACAAUUGAUGACAUUGAAGCAGCAGCACUGUCCUUACCCAUACGCCUUUGGCCAGGCCAUCCGUCAUCCUGGCCGGUACCGAGCCCUUGUUCCCCGGCGCCCCUUGCUUCCCGACUAUGAGGGCCAGAAAAUCCCGGACCCUGUCACCAAUAGUGAAAAUUACAGUCACCGGGCCAGUCCUGUUUUCCCAGGUACCGAAUGCAGUGGAGAGGCCUACAGUAGUUAG
Molecule: messenger RNA, 939 nt
Organism: Beauveria bassiana ARSEF 2860
Lineage: Eukaryota; Fungi; Ascomycota; Sordariomycetes; Hypocreales; Cordycipitaceae
Exons: 3
Coding region: 1-939 (312 amino acids)
Source: RefSeq, a predicted model, not a curated record